AUCUCUUCUCUCCUUUAAUCUUCUCUCCACCCAAGCUCUCCCCACCUGGCAAAACUGUUCGAGAUUGCUGUGGAAUUUACCUCAGUUUCCUCUUUCAGUCUGUGGUGUGUGGGGUCUGAGCCCAUUGAGAGGAGCUGGUGGCCUCUGAUCUCCACCUCCAGAUCAGAGUCAAGGAGUAUUUUUAUAAUGGACACUUCAUCCAAAGAAAAUAUCCAGUUAUUUGGCAAAAAUUCAGUACAACCUGUUGGAAGGUCAUCCUUAAAAACAGAAUAUCCCUCCUCAGAGGAAAAACAACCAUGCUGUGGUGAACUAAAGGUGUUCUUGGGUGCCUUGUCUUUUGUGUACUUUGCCAAAGCCUUGGCAGAAGGCUAUCUGAAGAGCACCAUCACUCAGAUAGAGAGGAGGUUUGAGAUCCCUUCUUCCCUGGUGGGAGUUAUUGAUGGUAGUUUUGAAAUUGGGAAUCUCUUAGUUAUAACAUUUGUUAGCUACUUUGGAGCCAAACUUCACAGGCCAAAAAUAAUUGGAGCAGGGUGCCUAAUCAUGGGAGUUGGAACGUUGCUCAUUGCAAUGCCUCAGUUCUUCAUGGAGCAGUACAGAUAUGAGAGAUAUUCUUUCUCCAAUUCAACUCUCAGCAUCUCUCCGUGUCUCCUAGACUCAAGUAGCCAAUUACCAAUCUCGGUUCUGGAAAAGUCACAAUCCAAAAUAAGGGACGAGUGCGAAGUUGACGCCAGCUCCUCCAUGUGGGUUUAUGUUUUCCUGGGAAAUCUUCUUCGUGGCAUAGGAGAAACUCCCAUUCAGCCUCUGGGCAUUGCCUACCUGGAUGAUUUUGCCAGUGAAGACAAUGCAGCUUUCUAUAUUGGGUGUGUGCAGACGGUUGCAAUUAUAGGACCGAUCUUUGGCUUCCUGUUAGGAUCAUUAUGUGCCAAACUGUAUGUUGACAUUGGCUUUGUAAACCUAGAUCACAUAACCAUUACCCCAAAGGAUCCCCAGUGGGUAGGGGCCUGGUGGCUUGGUUAUCUCAUAGCAGGAAUCAUAAGUCUUCUUGCAGCUGUGCCUUUCUGGUGUUUACCAAAGAGCCUACCAAGACCCCAAAGUGGAGAGGACUCUAAUUCCCCUCCUGAGAAGUCCAAGUUUAUUAUAGACGAUCACACAGACUACCAAACACCCCAUGAAGAAAAAGCAAAAAUAAUGGAAAUGGCAAAAGAUUUCCUUCCAUCACUGAAGAAUCUUUUUGGAAAUCCAGUAUACUUCCUAUAUUUGUGUACAAGCACCGUUCAGUUCAAUUCCUUAUUUGGUAUGGUGACCUAUAAACCGAAGUACAUUGAACAACAGUAUGGCCAGUCAUCUUCCAAGGCCAACUUCGUUAUCGGGCUCAUCAACAUACCUGCAGUGGCCCUUGGAAUAUUCUCUGGGGGGAUAGUUAUGAAAAAAUUCAGAAUCAGUGUGUGCGGAGCUGCGAAACUCUACUUGGGAUCGUCUGUCUUUGGUUACCUCCUAUUCCUUUCCCUGUUUGCGCUGGGCUGUGAAAAUUCUGAUGUGGCCGGGCUAACUGUCUCCUACCAAGGAACCAAACCUGUCUCUUAUUAUGAACGAGCUCUCUUUUCAGAUUGCAACUCAAGAUGUAAAUGUUCAGAGUCAGAAUGGGAACCCAUGUGUGGUGAAAAUGGAAUCACAUAUGCAUCAGCUUGUCUCGCUGGUUGUCAAUCCUCCAACAGAAGUGGAAAAAAUAUUAUAUUUUAUAACUGCACCUGUGUGGGAACUGCAGCCUCUAAAUCAGGAAAUUCCUCAGGCAUAGUGGGCAGAUGUCAAAAAGACAAUGAAUGUCCCCAAAUGUUUCUCUAUUUCCUUGUGAUUUCCGUCAUCACAUCCUAUACACUAUCUCUAGGUGGCAUACCCGGAUACAUAUUGCUUCUCAGAUGCAUUAAGCCACAACUGAAGUCUUUUGCUCUGGGUAUCUAUACCUUAGCCAUAAGAGUUCUUGCAGGAAUCCCAGCUCCAGUAUAUUUUGGAGUUUUGAUCGACACUUCAUGCCUCAAAUGGGGAUUUAAGAGAUGUGGAAGCAGAGGAUCCUGCAGGUUAUAUGAUUCGAAUGCUUUCAGACACAUAUACCUGGGACUCACGGUGAUGUUGGGUAUGGUGUCCAUUUUCCUAAGCUUUGCGCUACUUUUCCUUUUAAAGAAAAAUUAUGUUUCAAGACAUGGAAACUUCAUAACCAAGAGAGACAGAACAAUGGUGUCGACAAGAUUCCUAAAGGAAAACUGUGCUACGAGUGAUCAUUUGCUACAACCCAACUACUGGCCAGGCAGGGAAACACAACUUUAGAAAAAUGAUGACUCGAAGCCAGGGUUUCUAAUUGGUGGACAUUUCGCCCACAGAUCAAUUUUAAGGAAGAGCAUUCUAAAUGUGUAACUUCUUUGUCAUUUCAAAAAAAUUCUACUUUGUUUUUGACCGUAGGUGUUAGGUAAUAUACCUGAUAAUAAAUAUUAUUAAGCAUAUUACAGAGGAUGCAGAUGAUAAAACUAAUUUUAAACCUUUUAAUUUAUAUA
Molecule: messenger RNA, 2546 nt
Organism: Otolemur garnettii (small-eared galago)
Lineage: Eukaryota; Metazoa; Chordata; Mammalia; Primates; Galagidae
Gene: SLCO1C1
Product: solute carrier organic anion transporter family member 1C1
Exons: 15
Coding region: 187-2322 (711 amino acids)
Biological process (GO): transmembrane transport; sodium-independent organic anion transport; bile acid and bile salt transport
Cellular component (GO): membrane
Molecular function (GO): bile acid transmembrane transporter activity; protein binding
Source: RefSeq, a predicted model, not a curated record